Messenger RNA from Miscanthus lutarioriparius, 1188 nucleotides. The record is from the annotation of a GenBank genome assembly. NCBI's taxonomy places the organism in Eukaryota, Viridiplantae, Streptophyta, Magnoliopsida, Poales, Poaceae.
AUGGCGAUGUCUUCGGCUGAUUCUUGGGGCUCUUCUCCUGCCUCCCCUAUUGGGUUUGAGGGCUAUGAGAAGCGCCUCGAGAUAACGUUCUCUGAUGCACCUGUCUUUGAGGACCCUUGUGGUCGUGGCCUGCGUGCCCUCUCUCGUGAGCAGAUCGACUCGUUCCUGGAUCUUGCACGGUGCACCAUAGUGUCACAGCUCUCCAACAAGAACUUCGACUCAUACGUUCUGUCCGAGUCGAGCCUCUUUGUGUAUCCCCACAAGAUUGUCCUCAAGACCUGUGGAACGACAAAGCUGCUGCUCUCCAUUCCUCGCAUCCUUGAGCUUGCUGCAGGGCUGUCACUGCCUGUUCUUUCAGUGAAGUACUCUCGUGGGACUUUCAUCUUCCCUGGUGCGCAGCCAGCGCCGCACCGCAGCUUCUCAGAGGAGGUAUCUGUGCUGAACGGUUUCUUUUGUAACCUCAAGUCUGGUGGCAAUGCCUACGUUAUCGGUGACACGUUCAAACCCAACAAGAAGUGGCAUGUCUACUAUGCCACAGAGGAGCCUGAGCAUCCCAUGGUGACACUUGAGAUGUGCAUGACAGGGCUGGAUGCUAAGAAAGCUGCAGUGUUCUUCAAGAACUCUGCUGAUGGCAGCUGCACAUCAGCUAAAGAGAUGACAAAGCUCUCAGGGAUUUCUGAGAUCAUCCCUGAGAUGGAGAUCUGUGACUUUGAGUUCGACCCCUGUGGGUACUCGAUGAAUGGCAUCUUCGGACCUGCUGCCUCCACCAUCCAUGUGACACCUGAGGAAGGUUUCAGCUAUGCAAGCUAUGAAGCGAUGAACUUCAACCCUAGCUCCCUAGUUUACAGUGAUGUGAUCAAGAGGGUCCUGGCAGGCUUCUCUCCUUCGGAGUUCUCAGUUGCCGUUACCAUCUUUGGUGGCUGUGGGUUUGCCAAAUCAUGGGCAAAGGGUGCAGAUGUCGAUUCCUACAUGUGCGAUGAUCUUGUGGAGCAAGAGCUUCCUGGUGGCGGUCUGCUGAUGUACCAGAGCUUUAUUGCUGUUGCAUCUGGCACCGUGUCACCGAGGUCGACCUUGGAGAUGGAUGGCUGGAGCAGUGAUGGCAUGGAGACGGCUGCGAAGAGCGAUGAGAUGUGUAUUGGCUGCUGGGAUGUAGCGAAGAAGGUGGUGAAGAAAGAUGUGGACGCCUGA